AUGGGAGUUGAACGCGGGAAGAAGGUUCGCGGCAGACGAGGGACGAGUCCAGCCAAAGAGAGUGAAGAGGACUUGGACACCACUCUUGAACAACUCCCAGUGGAGGAGAAACACUGCAUCAACGCCAAGAUGCAGCUGCUGACACAUCACCAAGAAGAUGGAGUCUCCAUGUACGACCACUUGUCCACCCUGGUGUCGACCCUCCUGGACGCUGUUCCAGACAACGUAGCAGACGACAUUGAGAACCUCAGCAGACGACUGAAGAGACAGCGCGUGUUCGUUCAACAGAGCACCGUGAGACCGUGCACAACCACGUGCACAUCCGGGCGUCUUAUGAAGGCAGAAUGGAGGCUCUUCAACUCCAACUGUGAGAAACCCACAGAGGAUGAAGACCCCGAGACGGAACUAGACGACCGGUGGAACGUCAUGCCGAAUCUCUUACGUCACAACCACAUCUUCCAAUUGGCGGGGGUCGGUCUGCCAACCGAGGAGUUCAUCCGGCUCACCAUCGCCAUGAAAGAGCUCGUUCGCUAUUGGCCAGUUGAGACCAUUCGGUUUUGGGGCAAGAUUUUAGGACGCAGUUCGAAUUACUACAUCGUCGAGACGGAAUUUGCCGAAGGCAAUUACGAAUCGGACAUAAGCGAAGACGAAAUGAGUGAAACUAAAACCAAGUCCCAUAUAUACAAAAGUGUACUGUGAUUUUCAGAUCUGUCGUCGACCAUCAAGCCUGACUACAAAGCGCCGCCGAAAGUACCGUGUGAACCGGCCGGUGUCGGUUUGAACAAAAAAGUGUAUUUCGUGUGUAACGAGCUAUGCCAGCCAUGGAUUCGUCUACCUCAUGUGACCCCAGCGCAGAUUGCAGUGGCCAGAAAGAUUCGAAAGUUGUUCACCGGGAGACUGGAUAACGAGAUGAUGACGUUCCCGCCUUUUCCUGGCUUGGAGAAGAAUUACCUGCGCGCGCAGAUAGCCCGGAUCAGUUCGAGCACGCACGUUUCUCCGAUUGGUUACUUCAAGUUUGACGAGUUCACGGAGGAAGAGGAGGAUGAGGAAGAUAAAGGUCAUUCGACGAUAUCACCUCUACAAUUAUUCAAAGAGCUUGACAAAAGUGAAGGACGAGAGUCGUUCGUGGAAGACCCGGAUUUCGAGGGUUUGUUGAUGAAGGAGAUGACCAGCGCCUCUUACUGGGUUCAUCACAUGCCAUACAUCCUACCCCAGGGUCGGACAACAUGGUUCAAUAUGUCGGUGCACAGAGAAGAAAUGGAGGAAGAUGAAGAUGAAGAAGAAGAGAAAAAAGAACCAGACGAGCCGGAACCGGAAACGGGUCCGCCUCUACUGACUCCGAUAUCCGAUGACAAAAGUCUCAAGUUCGAUCCUGAAUGGAUAACAAGAGCUUCUUCCCGGUUUGUUCCGGAGUAUUCCGUUGCUCUGGUCCAGUCAAACAUUUGGCCAGGCGCUGUAGCCGUGGCAACGGAUAAUGGCAAAUUCUUUGAGAAUGUUUACAUCGGCUGGGGACACAAGAACCUGGAGUCUAACUUUGAACCAGCAUUACCAGACCCACCAGUUUCCGAAUUCCCCACCGGACCGGAAGUGAUUGAAUCAGAUGACCCGACACCGGAAACGGAAGCAGCUGUACACGCGGCUCUUCUGCGAGAACAAGAACCGAAAGAACUCGCAGAAGAAGAGGAGGAGGGCGGAGAGGAGGAGGAAAUAGAGGAAGAAGAAGAUUAGUUUGAUAAACAACAAUAGGAACAAAAAAGUAGAAUAAAUUAGUAAUAAAUAAUGUGAACUGUUCAAGAUAUUGUAUUCAUUAAAGAUAUUUAUAUUUUUAACUUUCAAAAUCUGACGACUUAUCCUUACUAACAUUAAUAAAAUCAAACUAUUAAUACAAAUUCAGACGUGUUGUGUUCAUAGAUACUCUUUGUUAGUAUUAGUAAAGAAAGGAAUUUAGAGGUGCAUUAUUACAGACACAAGUGACAUUAAGUGGUCAGUAACUACAAAUUAAUAUAUCCUAUACAACUGUUUAAUAAAUAACUCGAGAUUAUUGAAAUUAUAAUAUUUAUUUCAUUUCUUUUCAACUUAUUU
This is a messenger RNA of Gigantopelta aegis, 2082 nucleotides long. RefSeq names its product radial spoke head protein 6 homolog A-like. The record is from RefSeq and is a predicted model, not a curated record. Gene Ontology annotation, biological process: cilium assembly; cilium movement involved in cell motility; axoneme assembly. The transcript is spliced from 12 exons. Gene Ontology annotation, cellular component: radial spoke; axoneme. Lineage: Eukaryota; Metazoa; Mollusca; Gastropoda; Neomphalida; Peltospiridae.